Molecule: messenger RNA, 163 nt
Organism: Arachis ipaensis
Lineage: Eukaryota; Viridiplantae; Streptophyta; Magnoliopsida; Fabales; Fabaceae
Source: RefSeq, a predicted model, not a curated record
GCUAGAGGCAAUGCUUUGGAAAAAUGUACUUGGUUCAAGAUUCAAGACAGCAGAAGAAUAUACUUGGUUCAAGUAGGAAGUUGGGACAGACGGGUCAAAGCUCCAACUCCAAUGAUGUCAAGGUGGGAAACAAAAAACAUGCUCCUAUGAAGAAGCAGACUCC